Molecule: messenger RNA, 365 nt
Organism: Prorocentrum cordatum
Lineage: Eukaryota; Dinophyceae; Prorocentrales; Prorocentraceae
Source: the annotation of a GenBank genome assembly
ACGGGCUGGCCGGGCAGCUUCGCGCGCAGACUUUGACAGGUGUGAAAGAACGGCCGAACAACCACGGUGUUCUUGGGGGCGAGAACGGGAACGCCGAGCGUAACAUCGUGGGCUUGGGCAUCGCGCCACUCACCGCAAUCGUGUCGCUGACGGACACGCUGGCUGGCCUGGCAGUCCGCGGAAUAGACAGAAGAUCAUCGGCGCGCACCGGGUGCUGCUGCGCGCUGGGGGCCAGCAACCCGGAGCCGCUGAACGAGGGGAAGUUGAACGAGCAGACCUCCAAAGUGUCGUCGACGGUUGUGGUUUGCAUUCUCAGCGACCCACCGGAGACUGUGAAUUUUGUGGGGGUACUGCGACUUCAGUGA